GAUACAACAAAAUUUAUGCAACACCGUUAGUUGACCACAACUGGGAGGCGGUUAGUACAGUUGUGAUGAGAACGUAUCACGAAAAUCUGUCACAUGAAAGUCAAACUCGAGCAAGAAGUAAAGGAUGCAAAGCAGGACGUACAUCAAGAUACGGAGUGUCCUACGCACCAAAAUUAAGCUGCAACCUACAUCUCGUCACUAAAGAAAAGUUGAACCAAGAAGAACGGGAAGGAGAAAGUGAAGAAGAAAAAGAGGAGGAAGAAGAGGGGGGGCAGAAAAAUAUUAUCUUUUUUCUCAAAAGCUUUUGUCGAAUCUUUACAAAUUCAGUUUGUGCAUUGGAACCUUCGGAAUCUCUGGACAAGUUGCAGCAUCUAGAGCCGUUACUUAAAAAUCAUUUGCUGCUGCAAGCGUCAAACUUUGAUCGUGGAACGGUCGAAUUCAUGAACUCCUGGGGAGAAGCGCCAAUGCUCGGACAUUGGAACCUUUAUGCCAAGGAGCUGCAGCUGUAUUUACCGAAUCCUGCAGAAUUCAUAUCCAUUCCGAUAGCAACAAUCAAUAAAAUUAGAGGCGUCCUGCGAUGGAGACGCCCGGAAGCAAAUGUGGUACUGGAAUCGUUGUGGGAUUCUUCUAUUCAGGCUGCCGCUUUAAGUUCCAGUGCCAAAUUGGCCCCACAGCCACCAAAAGAUGAGAACCCGUUUUGGGAUGGAACACCAGCUCUCCAACCAGAAUCAGAAACAAUUUUUUUAUAUUACGACGAAGAAGGGGAAAUUCGAUCUAGAACAUUGGGAGAUGAUGAAGAACUCGUUGGAGAACACGAUGUAUUUCUAAUUCCAUUGGUGGACGAUGAGUGGGAUGAAGUAGCUGUUGCCAUCGGGAGGACAUCAGAAAACAUUUCUGUUCAGUUUCCAGCCAAACGGCGUGUGAAUACAGACCGCUGCAAAGCAAUACACACAUUCAAAUAUGGACUGUCAUAUGCGCCUAGACUGAGCUGCAAGCUAAAUAUAAAAACUUUGGAGGAAUCUAUCAUCCGUCUUUUAAAACCAUGGACCCGUGUAUGCACGAAUGGGAUCGACGCAAUUGAACCCACCGACUGUAUCAAUAAAUUGGAACAUGUCGAACCUGAGUUGAAAGCUCACUUGCUGCAGCAGUCUCCAAAAUUUCCGGCAUCAACCGUUAAAUAUAUGAAGUCCUGGGGGGAGACCCCAAUGAAACAACAUUGGAAUUUAUUUGCACGCGAGUUCCAGGUCUACCUUCCCGAUCCUGCCCAAAUAUUUUCUGUUCCCGUCACAACGGUAAACGAAGUCAUCACACUUUUGGAAGGGGAUGAAAAUGCAGUAGAGUUACUAGCUGACCUAACUGGAGCCAAAGAUAAAGCUUCAUCUCUUCUUCAAAGAGCCCGCGUACGACCCCAGCCCUCUCAUGAAGAAAACCCGUUUUGGGGCAAGGGAAACAAAAUCACAUCAUCAGAAAUGGAUGACGCUAUUGAAUCAGUUAGGACCAAAGAAAGGGGUCUUCACGAAGCUGCAGCAUUUUAUAACGUUGACUAUGAAACUCUUAGACGUAGAACGAAGGAGACGGGAAUAGUUUCAAAAUUUGAACAAGGAGGUCAAAAACUUCCGAUUUCACUUGAAAUGGCUACAGCCAUUCAAUCUGUGAGAGACAGCAGGAAUUCAGAAAGACAAGCUGCAGCAGAAUAUGGCGUACCCCGUUCUACCCUCAAAAGUAGACUCAGUGAUGAAGGAAUAAUUUCAGCGUUCAAGAAAUAUUAACCCUGCAUAUUAACCAGUCCAUUAUAAAAUUUUAAAAAUUAUACGCCAAUGUUACAUAUGUGGUCAUUGGAAAUUUUCAUGGAAGUUGAUGUGGGUCCUUACGGUUGAAAAUUUGUCAAACUCUACUCCAAUAAAAAUU
Messenger RNA from Folsomia candida, 1908 nucleotides. RefSeq lists its product as uncharacterized. NCBI's taxonomy places the organism in Eukaryota, Metazoa, Arthropoda, Collembola, Entomobryomorpha, Isotomidae. The transcript has 6 exons. Gene Ontology annotation, molecular function: DNA binding. The record is from RefSeq and is a predicted model, not a curated record. Bases 66 to 1769 code for a protein of 567 amino acids.